This is a messenger RNA of Boleophthalmus pectinirostris (great blue-spotted mudskipper), 678 nucleotides long. RefSeq names its product arginase-1-like. Bases 59 to 496 code for a protein of 145 amino acids. Gene Ontology annotation, molecular function: arginase activity; manganese ion binding. NCBI's taxonomy places the organism in Eukaryota, Metazoa, Chordata, Actinopteri, Gobiiformes, Gobiidae. The record is from RefSeq and is a predicted model, not a curated record. Gene Ontology annotation, cellular component: cytoplasm; nucleus; cytosol. The transcript has 3 exons.
CACGCACACGCACACACGCGCACACGCACACACGCGCAGACACAGUUACGCGGACAGGAUGAGGAGCGCGAGGAGCCUGCAGAGGCUCGUGCGCCCCGGGACCCCCGCACGUGCGCUACACGGACCCGCGCGCGCGCCCUCCGUGGGGCUCGUGGGUGCCCCGUUCAGCAAAGGACAGCCUCGUUCUGGGGUGGAGUUUGGUCCGUCUCGGAUUCGUGAGUUUGGACUCGUGGAUUUGCUCCGAGCUCAAGGUUGCUCGGUCCAGGACUUCGGGGAUCUGGACUUCGAGGUUUUUCCUGAGGAUCCUCCGGUUUUUGGCGUGAAGAAUCCUCUCGCCGUCGGCAGCGCAAACCAGCGCCUGUCCCAGACCCUGAACCGGAUCAAGACCCACGGACACACCGCCCUGCUGCUGGGAGGAGACCACAGGUGGACCAGGACCAGGACCAGGACCAGGACCAGGACUGAGACCAGGACCAGGACCACGACUGAGGCCUGAGACCAGGACCAAGACUGAGACCAGGACUAGGACCAGGACCAGACCAGAACCAGACCAGAACCAGACCAGGACCAGGACCAGGACCAGGACCAGGACCAGACCAGGACUGAGACCAGGACCGAGACUGAGACCAGGACUAGGACUAGGACUAGGACCAGAACCAGGACCAGAACCAGGACCAG